Erythranthe guttata (spotted monkey flower) is the source of this 924-nucleotide messenger RNA. The record is from RefSeq and is a predicted model, not a curated record. NCBI's taxonomy places the organism in Eukaryota, Viridiplantae, Streptophyta, Magnoliopsida, Lamiales, Phrymaceae.
CUUUUAUUUGCAUGUCAUGCAUAAGUACUAUUCCUUUUUUAUGUCUUAAUGAAGUUCUGAUAUAUUGCAACGGAAUAAAUUUCAGCUGCAUCAACGUUUUUCCGUUUCAAUUGAGUGAUUGCCGCUGAAUUUAACACAUGACUCCAGAGAGUGCAUUUCAGCCAAGUAAAUCCUUAACUGGAUUACAUGGAGUGCAUUUAGUUUCUCACUCCUCCUUUUCGUUCCAAGAUAUAAAACAAAAUCACGAUUCUAACGAGUCAUCGUCCGGUACUGGAAUCAAUCGGUCACUAAAUAUAAUAUUUUUAUUAAUCAGGAAAGUUUGGCAUCAAAGACCUGCUUGUCUGAGGCCCAUCCAUUGUUGCCAUACCGGCGAUAAAAACUUUGCGGAAACAGUUGUUAAUGUGCUUACUUCACUUCCUUUUAUCGCCCUUGGACUCCAUGCCCCGAGGAAAAAUCUUAAUUGUAGAAUAUAUGCGAAUUCGUUAAUUGGAGUAGGAGUUGCAUCGAGCUUUUACCACGCUUCGAGAGGGAAACUGAGGAAGUAUCUCAGAUGGGCUGACUACACUAUGAUAGCCACAACUACAGUGUGCCUGUCAAGAGCAAUCAGGAGUGAAAACCCGAAGUUGCUGAUGGCAGCAUCUGCUUUCUUUCUGCCGAUACAACCACUUAUGGUUUCCGCAGUUCACACGGGAAUGAUGGAGGUUGCAUUUGCUAAGAGAGCAUUUCAAGAUCCGAAUCUUAGGACAGCACAUAAUGUGCAUAAGGUGUCGUCGCUGUUAGGUGGUGCACUUUUCAUCGCGGAUGACUUUCUCCCUCGAACUCCAUUUCUACAUGCUGGAUGGCACCUUGCGGCUGCUCUCGGAGUUAGCACUUGCAACAAACUUUUGCACUAGCUAUUUGGAUUGGAGUAUUAUUGCAAACUCA